Blepharisma stoltei is the source of this 3163-nucleotide messenger RNA. The record is from the annotation of a GenBank genome assembly. Lineage: Eukaryota; Ciliophora; Heterotrichea; Heterotrichida; Blepharismidae.
AUGGACGAAUCUCUAAAUCUCCCUUUUAAGAUUGAGAUAGAUUCUUCCAACAGCUCUUGAGAAAAUGUUAUUUUUAAUUUAAUUAUAUACAAAAAGUAUUUCUGAAUUGUAAAAAUCCUACUUGAUAAUAAAGAAAUAAAAAAUCUAAUUUUAUCUAUAAUAUUGUUUAUAAUGCAAGCUUUUUAAGAAUUAGCUAGAUAUCUCGCUAUAAAAAUUGUUAGUUAUAUAUAAUAUAAAAAAUAUGUUUGGAAUUUUUUUCUCUUUUUAAGGGUUUUAAUCUCCAAAAAAGCAUUUUCCAAUAGCUCUGCUCGCUCUAAAGGAGGAAAGUAAUAGAAAUUGAAACACAAAUAAAAUUAGGGAAUCUGUCAUAUGGAAUAGAUCUGCUCCAACUACUAGUCAAUAAGUGCAAGCGAAGUCCAGAAGAGUUAAGCCAUGUUGCUGAAAACAUUUACAGAAUCGGUCAAGAAUUACUUACUGCCCCCUCGAAGUUCGACCAAGAUUAUUUUGGUCGGGGUUAAGAAAAAUUUUUUUAAAAACAAAUUAUAUAGAAUUUUUUUUAUAUAAUUUAGUAGUUAAAAAAAUAAAAUAUUUAUCAUAUUCUUCCGUAUGGUUGAGAGGGUGUAAGGGUUAGAAAAAAUAGUGCAAGAUGGUUUUCUAACGCUUUUUUAGAACUUGAAUACAAAAAUCGCAAGCUCAUCCCCACAUAGUUUAAAAUUUUUGAAAAAUUGCUUAAAUUUAUAUAGGUCUUGGUCGAACUUUGAGGGGGGUUAAUUUUCCAAAAAAAUAGGAAUUUUCCCUAUAUCUUGGUCGAACUUCGAGGGGGGGGAGUUAGAAAGCAAGAUUUUAAGAAUAUUAUUGGUCUCUGGAAAUAUUUAGCUCUAAUAUUCUCAGCUUGCAGACAAUAUGAUCGGGUCUGUGACGUUAAAAAUUCUAUAUCAUACUGUUUGAGAAUGUGUAGAAGAAUCCCUGAAUCAAUAAAAGAAUUGCAAUCGGCAAUAGAGACAGCAACAUCAAUGGAGUCAGCAAAGCAUAAGCUACCAGGACUCCAUUUAAAUGCGUGUGCUAUUUUUAGAGAAAAUCUGAAAGAUUUAAAAUCAGCCUUAGUCCAUGCAGAGCUAGCUUUUUUUCAUGCAAAGCAAGCUUUGGAGCUGAGUAAUAUAGAUAUUAGUUCAAUUAAGCAUACUCUGGGUGUUUCAUAUUACAACAUUGGCCUUAUAAAAGAAGAUAUGGACGAUUUAUCAAGCUCUUUACUAUGAUUAAAAGAAGGGCUUAAAUUCUGUGAAGAAAAUGUGAAUGAUCUGUUUUUAGAGCAAACUUUUAGAGAAAAAAUACUUUGUAUUGAAUCAAGACCUCAUUUCUUGCCAUUGCAAAUUAGGAGCCGAAGCAAUACUCCUGCAUUACCAGUAAGGCCAGCAACUAAAAAGAAUUUGAGAAAGUAUAGAAAUUGCCCGAGGAUGGCGCUAUUUGUGCCAUCCUCGGGCAACCGAAAAUCGUCUCCACACGGGAAAGAUUUCCACAUGUGGAGCCAUUUUUUCACACGUGAGAAUCCUGACUUCCACGUGUGAAAAAAUGGCUCCACACGUGGAAAAUCGUUCCCAUGCGGAGCCGAUUUUCCGUAUUGCCAGAGAAUGGCGUAAAUAGCGCCAUUCUCGGGCAAUUAGCAUAUAGUUUUUUGAAGAUGAUUGAUAGGUCUUCAACAAAAAGAGGGAUCAAGUCUAGAAGAUCUAAUAGAGGAAAGUCUGUCAGUUAUGCAAAUAUGUCUUUAGAUCAUAGAAUGUCAAAAUAUUACGUUCCUUCAUUUUCUCCUGAAGUUAAGAACACUCAAAAAGACAAUUUGUCUAAUUUUUCUCCUAAUCCAGAUUCGUAUUCAUCAUUUGAUAAGUCAACAGAAGUAUCCGUAAAAUCAAGCAAAAUAAAUUACUUUAGCGUCAAAAACGACAAAGUCAUAAAAUUGAAGAGUGCGAGAAGACACUUAAGCCAUCCAACAGCAGGACCAUUUAUUCCAAGUGACUUUGGAAAACAAUACAAAGCAGCAAUUAAGAUACAAUGUUGGUAUAGAGCGCAAAGAUGUAGAAAGAAAUAUUUGAUAGAAAGAAGACACUAUGAUUAUAUUGGUUUUUGCAAAAUUACAUCUCAGGGGGGAUAUUCAUAAAAAAUGGCGUGGCGGACCAACCCAUCUCCUAAGCUGGGGAGACCCAUGGACCUUGCGGGAGGAAGUUUUAGCUUUUGAUAUAUGCAUCCAGCCAUGUUUACUUGGCUUUAUUUUUGUGAGCGCAAUGUCCGAGUUGGCUCAGUUUCGCAUUUAGGUCAAGGUCUUACCUCGGAAAAGAAUGGAGUUCGGAGUUAGAAGGGGUGGUCCCAGCAAUACCAGUGGGGUUCCUCCUUUUCGAUCGGGAACGUUCUCAAGCAUGAUACCAGGCGUUGGCCUCCUGGUCUAAGAAUUUUCAUCUUGGCCGAUAGGCGACCAGAAAAUUUGUUUUUUUCGAAUUUUUCUAGAAGCCAAUCCCUGUUGGUGUGCAGUACCGUGAUAAGCAGAUGAGUGAAGCGUUAUGGAAUAGAAACAAGGCUCUUCGGAUUCUUGCAAGGGAGCUUUUCUAUAAUCUAAUUAAUUGUAAGUGUAAAUGCAUCCCAGGGAGGAUUUUUUUUUUGCAGUGUAUAUAGAAAUAUUAAGCAAGCACAGCUCAAGCAUAGAUUUAUGAGAAAGAAAAUUGAAGUAAAUAUAGUAGUUGAUGCAUAUCCACUAACCAAAGGACUUAAAAAGCCAAAAAAUUUCAGUGAAAGUUUAUCAUCACUAUGUAAAAGAAUUGACAUUCCCAGCGACGAAGCCGAGUUAAGAAAAAAAGAAAAUGCACUAUUUGAGAUAAUAAGCAUUGUAGACAGUAAAAUAGAACUAUGUAGCAAUAUGAGCAAUAGAGAUUGCACCACAAUAAGAAUAAUUUAUGAAGGAAAAAUUGAACUUAAUGAAGUUGAAUAUUUUAUAGAAAUUUUUUAUGUUCCAGGAGAUGAUAAAUUUUUGGAUAUUAAAGUCAUGAAGGGCGAAUCUACCUAUACCUGCAGAUUUCAGCUUGAUGUGCUCCAAGAUUUUGAUACGGUUCGAACUAAGAUCCCCUAUCUAAUUAGCAAGCUUAAGCUAGAAAACGAAAUUUUGGAAUUAAAAAUGUAA